AUAGCCAUCUCAUACGGAGAGCUCCGCCUUCAUACGCCGAUGGAGUGUAUAUGCUCUCAGGGCAAAAUCGUCCCAGUCCACGAAAACUCAGCAGGUUGUUUAUGAAAGGAAUUGAUGGACUGGCCUCCAUGAACAACAGAACAGCCUUGUUGGCUUUUUUCGGCCAGCUAGUUACCUCUGAGGUUGUUAUGGCUAGUGAGAGUGGAUGUCCUAUCGAAAUGCAUCACAUAGAAAUCGAAAAGUGCGACGAAAUGUACGAUAAAGAAUGCAAAGGAAACAAGUACAUACCAUUCCACAGGGCCAGCUAUGACAGGAAAACAGGCCAGAGUCCUAACAAUCCCAGAGAACAGUUAAAUCAAGCAACGAGCUGGAUAGACGGUAGCUUCAUUUACAGUACCAGCGAGCCAUGGGUCAGCGCUAUGCGAUCGUUCCACAACGGUACCUUUUUAACCGACAGAUCUGGAAAAAUGCCGGUCAGAAACUAUAAAAAGGUUCCUCUGUUCAAUAACCCCGUACCUCACAUGAUGAAAAUGCUCAGUACCGAAAGACUAUUCUUACUGGGAGAUCCAAGGACUAAUCAGAAUCCAGCGCUUUUGACUCUGGGUGUUCUGUUCUUUCGGUGGCACAAUGUUGUAGCUUCGCGUAUUCAAAAGACAAAUCCAGGUUGGUCUGAUGAGGAUGUGUUCCAGAAGGCUCGCCGUGUCGUCGUGGCCACUCUGCAAAACAUCAUUCUCUACGAAUACCUGCCAGCGUUUUUAGGAGAAUCUUUACCAAAUUACGAAGGUUACCAACAGAACGUCCAUCCUGGAAUAACUCACGUAUUCCAAAGUGCAGCUUUUAGGUUUGGACACUCCCUCAUUCCUCCGGGACUUUAUAGAAGAGAUGCCAAAUGUAACUUUAAAAAAACUCCGAUGGGGCAUUUGGCAUUGAGAUUGUGCGCUACAUGGUGGGAUUCUAACGAUGUUUUAACAAAGAACUCCAUUGAGGAAUUGCUGAUGGGUAUGACAUCGCAACUGGGAGAGAGGGAAGAUUCAGUACUUUGUUCUGACAUAAGAGAUAAGUUGUUUGGACCGAUGGAAUUUUCUAGAAGGGAUUUGGGAGCGUUGAAUAUUAUGAGAGGGCGAGAUAACGGCUUGCCUGAUUAUAAUACGGUUCGCGUACAUUAUGGCCUAUCCAGAAUCGUAAACUGGACCGACAUCAAUCCCAAACUCUUUCAAGAAAAGCCGGAAUUGCUCCGAACGUUAGAAGCUGCUUAUUCUAACAAUCUCAACAAUGUAGAUGUCUAUGUUGGCGGCAUGUUGGAGAGUUUCGGACAACCUGGGGAACUGUUCCGAACCGUGAUCAAGGAACAGUUUGCCAGAUUAAGAGACUCUGACAGAUUUUGGUUUGAAAACGAAGCAAGUGGUAUUUUCACACAGUCCGAAAUCAAAGAAUUGCGAAAAAUUACUAUGUGGGACGUGAUAGUGAACAGCACCAACGUCGCCCCUUCUGCUAUCCAGAAAAACGUAUUUUUCUGGAAGGAUGGCGAUCCAUGUCCUCAACCUAUGCAACUCAAUGUUUCUGCUAUGGAACCUUGCAAAAUGAUGAUCGGGCAUGAUUACUUCGAGGGUAACGAACUGGUGUACAUCUACGCUUGUGUUUUUCUCGGUUUUGUUCCUAUUUUAUGCGCCGGAGCGGGGUACGGCGUUGUCAAACUUCAAAACCGACGCCGGCGAAGACUGAAAGUAAAACAGGAAGAACUGAAAGCUAAACACUGCAAGUUACCAGUUGAUACGAUGGUGGUGCACGAGUGGCUCCACGCCAACCACAAAAGAAUAGUAAAAGUCAAGUUUGGUCCAGAGGCUGUGAUUAAUAUUAUUGGCCGAAAGGGUGAAAAUCUGCGUAGUAUUAAUUUCAAAAGUUCGGAUCCGAUUAUGGUAGAAGAAUCUUUGGAUGUUACCUCAGUGAAGAAGCCCAUGGUUCUAUUGCAAGUACCGAAAGAUCACGAUUUGGUACUCGAGUUCGAUUCGAUAGCCAACAAAAAGAAGUUCCUUAAUAAACUAGAAAAUUUUUUGAACUCCAACAAGAAGAAUUUAGUGCUCACACAGGUUGUUAGAGAAAUAAUGCUGGCCAAAGCAGAGACAAAACAACGAAGGGAGAAAAAACUAGAACACUUUUUCAGGGAGGCCUAUGCUUUGACGUUUGGUUUACGCCCCGGCGAAAGAAGACGCAGAAGUGAUUCUACAACUGAUGGAGAGGUAGUAACCGUUAUGAGAACAUCACUAACAAAAGCAGAAUUUGCCAGUGCCUUAGGAAUGAAAACUGACGCUGUAUUCGUCAAAAAAAUGUUCAAUAUAGUGGAUAAAGAUGGAGACAGUCGAAUUUCCUUUCAAGAGUUCUUGGAUACAGUCGUACUGUUCUCUCGAGGGAAGACUGAAGACAAGUUGCGCAUUAUAUUCGAUAUGUGCGACAACGAUCGCAAUGGUGUCAUAGACAAAGAAGAAUUUUCAGAUAUGUUGCGAUCUCUAGUGGAAAUAGCUAGGACGACAAGUUUGUCGGAUGAUCACGUCACUGAGUUGAUAGACGGCAUGUUUUUGGAUGCCGGUCUCCAACACAAAAACUACCUGACCUACCAAGACUUCAAGGAGAUGAUGAAAGAGUACAAGGGCGACUUCGUGGCCAUAGGGCUGGACUGUAAGGGCGCUAAGCAAAAUUUCCUCGAUACUUCAACAAACGUGGCCAGGAUGACCAGUUUCCACAUCGAACCUAGCGUCGAUGCGGAAAAGUCGUGGUUGAGGUUGAAAUGGGAUAGUCUGACCACAUUUCUGGAGGAGAACCGACAGAAUAUUUUCUAUUUAUUUAUAUUUUACGUCGUUACCAUUGCAUUAUUCGUCGAAAGAUUUAUACACUACUCCUUCAUGGCUGAGCAUACAGAUUUACGUCACAUAAUGGGCGUGGGUAUAGCGAUAACACGAGGCUCAGCCGCUUCACUGUCAUUUUGCUACUCCAUCCUCCUUCUCACCAUGUGCAGGAACUUCAUAACUAAAUUGAAAGAAUUUUCUAUACAUCAGUAUAUUCCACUGGAUGCCAAUAUCCAAUUUCACAAAAUAGCAGCGUGCACAGGUCUAUUUUUCUCAUUACUGCAUACCGUCGGUCACAUUGUCAAUUUUUACCACGUCUCUACCCAACCUAUUGAGAAUCUCAAGUGCUUGACCAACGAAAUUCGAUUUAAUUCGGACUAUAAGCCUGGAAUAAGCUUUUGGCUCUUCCAAACAAUAACAGGAAUUACUGGAGUGCUUCUGUUCAUUAUAAUGUGCAUCAUUGUUGUUUUCGCCCAUCCCACAAUCAGAAAAAAGGCCUAUAAGUUCUUCUGGUUUACUCACAGCCUGUAUGUAUUACUCUACGCUCUUUGCUUGAUUCACGGAUUGGCCAGGUUGACUGGACCUCCAAGAUUUUGGAUGUUCUUUAUCGGACCUGGUAUCAUAUUCACAUUAGAUAAGGUCGUCAGUUUGAGGACUAGGUACAUUCCACUGGACGUUUUCGAGACGGACCUGUUACCAUCAGAUGUCAUCAAAAUCAAAUUUUACCGACCGCCCAACCUGAAAUAUUUAUCGGGCCAAUGGGUUAGACUGACUUGUACAGCAUUUAAGGACAGAGAGUUUCAUUCAUUUACUUUAACGUCAGCGCCACAUGAGAACUUCUUGUCAUGCCAUAUCAAAGCACAAGGUCCCUGGACAUGGAAACUACGCAACUAUUUCGAUCCUUGCAACUACAAUCCAGAGGAUCAGCCGAAAAUCCUGCUCGAAGGGCCAUUCGGAGGGGGCAAUCAGGAUUGGUACAAGUUCGAAGUAGCAGUGAUGGUGGGUGGGGGUAUCGGAGUAACGCCCUACGCUUCUAUCUUGAACGAUCUCGUAUUUGGAACGUCUACAAAUAGAUAUUCCGGAGUAGCAUGUAAAAAGGUUUAUUUCUUGUGGAUUUGUCCGUCUCACAAACAUUUUGAAUGGUUCAUCGACGUUUUGAGAGAUGUAGAGAAGAAAGAUGUAACGAAUGUUUUAGAAAUUCACAUUUUUAUCACCCAGUUCUUCCAUAAAUUCGACUUAAGAACUACUAUGUUGUAUAUUUGUGAAAACCACUUCCAAAGAUUGUCAAAAACGUCGAUUUUCACUGGUCUCAAAGCAGUCAAUCACUUUGGAAGACCGGAUAUGACGUCGUUUUUGAAAUUUGUUCAAAAAAGACAUAGUUAUGUAAGUAAAAUUGGUGUGUUCAGUUGUGGGCCAAGGCCCUUAACCAAGAGCGUCAUGUCAGCCUGCGACGAGGUCAACAUGGGACGCAAACUGCCUUAUUUUAUACAUCACUUCGAAAACUUCGGUUAACCAUAAUUUAUUACAGUAUUAGAAUAACUUAAUUAAAGUUUAAAUGUAUCGAUUUCAUUGGAAAACAGUGAGAUCUUCGUCAGUACUUAUAGUAAUAUUUUGUAUAUUUUAUUUUUUUAUAUAAAAAAACAAGUAAAUAAUUUU
Sitophilus oryzae (rice weevil) is the source of this 4496-nucleotide messenger RNA. Its product is annotated as dual oxidase. Lineage: Eukaryota; Metazoa; Arthropoda; Insecta; Coleoptera; Curculionidae. The record is from RefSeq and is a predicted model, not a curated record. Gene Ontology annotation, molecular function: heme binding; calcium ion binding; peroxidase activity. Gene Ontology annotation, biological process: response to oxidative stress.